Messenger RNA from Anarrhichthys ocellatus (wolf-eel), 1760 nucleotides. RefSeq names its product transformer-2 protein homolog alpha-like. The record is from RefSeq and is a predicted model, not a curated record. The transcript is spliced from 9 exons. NCBI's taxonomy places the organism in Eukaryota, Metazoa, Chordata, Actinopteri, Perciformes, Anarhichadidae. Gene Ontology annotation, molecular function: RNA binding. Bases 50 to 994 code for a protein of 314 amino acids.
UCUUGUUUACCACGUGCUUUUUGCUCAUCUGCCGUCUAGUAAUAAUAACAUGAGCGACACCGAGAAAGAGUUCAGGGAGCAGGUUGAGGUUGGAAGAAAGAAAAAGGCGGAAGACGUGUCAGAUGACUCACAGCCUGGCUCUAGGAGUGCGUCCCCUCGGGGCUCAGCAAAAUCCACCAGCCACUCACCAGCACGCUCUAAAGAAGGCUCCCGCCGCUCCAGGUCGAGAUCCCGAUCUCGAUCCAGAUCCAAAUCCAGGUCCCGUUCCCAUCGAAGCUCACGCAAGCAUUAUUCUCGGUCCCGUUCCCGCUCCCACCGACACCGGUCCAGGAGCCGUUCUCGUAGCUGGGAGUACCGCCGGCAUAGGAGCCAUAGCCGCUCCCCCAUGUCAAAUCGUCGCAGACACAUUGGAAACAGGGCUAACCCAGACCCACACAACUGUCUGGGUGUGUUUGGACUGAGUCUCUACACCACGGAGAGAGAUCUGAGGGAGGUUUUCUCUAAAUACGGCCCUUUGAGUGCCGUCAACAUUGUUUAUGACCAGCAGUCGCGUCGCUCAAGAGGCUUUGCCUUUGUCUACUUUGAAAACUGUCAGGACUCCAAGGAGGCCAAGGAGCGUGCUAAUGGGAUGGAACUUGAUGGGCGCAGGAUCCGAGUGGAUUUCUCCAUCACAAAACGAGCCCAUACACCCACUCCUGGAAUCUACAUGGGACGUCCCACAUACGGCGGCGGCGGCGGUGGUGGUGGAGGUGGUGGUGGCGGCGGCAGCGGUAGCGGCAGUGGUGGUAGCAGUAGUGGUGGUUCAUCACGACGGCCCUCGAAGGACUGUGACCGGGGCUACGACAGAGGUUAUGACCGGAGUUAUGAUCGUGACUAUGAUCGCUAUGAAGACAGAGAGUACAAAUCAUACAGACGCAGAUCUCCGUCUCCUUACUACAGCAGGGGGUACCGCUCACGAUCCCGGUCCCGGUCCUACUCGCCACGUCACUACUGAGCAGUUGGAGAAGAAGGCUACAGUUUCAGUGUUAUUGUUCAGAUGCUUUCUUUUUCUUGACUUUUUAUGUUUUGUUUGCUUUGUUUUCAGAUAAUGUAUGUUAUAUGAAUUCUGGAUUUGUUUAUGUAUUGAAGGUCUAAAAAAAUGUCAGUGGUGAAUUUAUCAUAACCAAAUUUGUAGGCAAACUCGUGAAAAACCUAAAAUUUCAGAUAAUAGGUUCAAGUGAAAAUGAGCAACGCUUCAGAUCUGCACCAAAAACAACCUGUGAUGUUAUUUUUGGGUAUCCUAACAGCUGAAACAGAAAAGGAAAACUUGUUUUGCGUUGCUAAAUACACAAAGGGCUGGGUUGUUUAUGCUCAGCUCAGACUUGUUUUUAUUCAAGCAGGAUUUUCUUUGGCAGUUAUAUUAUAGUUUCUAACUUUGCUGUUUGUACGUAGCUGUCAAGAUCCCAGUUUGCACGUAUUUAAUGUUUUAAAUACCAACUCUUCUAUUUAUUUUUGUGUUUUUCCGGAGGAAAGUUCUUUUUUUGGGGUGUUGUACAUACACAAAAUGAUACUUUGGUCAGUUCUGUUGUCUAGUGACAGUUUGUAGUAUACUGUGAUGGCCGCAUUGCUCCGUGGUUUUUGAUGCAGGUAUUGUACCAUGAAGUCCCAUCAAACAGUUUAUUUGGUGUGUUUUUUCUUGACAAAUAAAAAAUAUUCUGCUUAGACAUUACGUAUGCACCCUGAUUUGAGUGAUCUUCCAUAAUAAAGCCGUUUUGUCACAA